GCGCGGUGAGUCUUUGUAAACGGAAGGUGCUAAGCUAACCGGUGGACGAGGACCUCAAGCUGUAAGCUAGCCUAUAUCUAACGUGUGGUGGUCCUUAUUUAGUCAAAAUGAUCCGUAACCUGAUCGGUAAGAAGUACGUGUCCAUCGCCAAAUCAUGGGUCCCAACUUUGGCUGUAUGGGGCACAGUGGGAGGUGUAGCCCUGGUCCACUUCACAGACUGGCGCGUGAUCUUGGAUUAUGUUCCGUACAUCAGUGGCAAGUUCAAGAGGAACGACUAGUGCCGCUCAGGUCAUGUGGGUUUUCAGAGAGACUCAAGAACAUGAGCCUGCACAGGUUCUUUCUGUGGCGGAGGAAACCUCACCCUGGAACAACCACAUGGCAGACCUCUGGAGGCCAUCAUCAUCCUGCAGCCUGUGAAAUCAUUGAUGGACUUUUCAACAUCUGCAACUUCUCAAAUGCAUCGGGGUUUUGUCACAUUGAUAACGUUGCUCAUCCAAGUGGAAGUGAAUGGCAGGUUUUUGAAGAUAGAGAUGUCACGAUAAAUGGACUUUUCUUUGCUCUUUGUCGUAUCAUUUAUUAUUUUCUGGUCCGAUUUUUAAAUGCAGUCAGUCUCUUGUGCAUUGUCGAUCAAACCAGGAUUUCUAGAAGGAAAUCUGAAAAUAAUAAACUGUUUCAUGACAGUUUGGGUCCCUAAUCUCAUAUCAUAAUUGUUUAAGAGAGAACAUGUGAAUAAAAAAGUUUUAUCCUAUAA
This is a messenger RNA of Myripristis murdjan (pinecone soldierfish), 751 nucleotides long. RefSeq names its product ubiquinol-cytochrome c reductase, complex III subunit XI (gene uqcr11). The transcript is spliced from 3 exons. Gene Ontology annotation, biological process: mitochondrial electron transport, ubiquinol to cytochrome c. The record is from RefSeq and is a predicted model, not a curated record. Gene Ontology annotation, cellular component: mitochondrial inner membrane. The coding region runs from base 108 to 278 and encodes 56 amino acids. NCBI's taxonomy places the organism in Eukaryota, Metazoa, Chordata, Actinopteri, Holocentriformes, Holocentridae.